Esox lucius (northern pike) is the source of this 2521-nucleotide messenger RNA. RefSeq names its product biogenesis of lysosomal organelles complex-1, subunit 1 (gene bloc1s1). Gene Ontology annotation, cellular component: BLOC-1 complex. The record is from RefSeq and is a predicted model, not a curated record. Gene Ontology annotation, biological process: endosomal transport. The coding region runs from base 112 to 486 and encodes 124 amino acids. The transcript has 4 exons. NCBI's taxonomy places the organism in Eukaryota, Metazoa, Chordata, Actinopteri, Esociformes, Esocidae.
AAGAUCAUGCGGUCCUGAUUAACUACAUGUACUUGUGAUAUCUGUAUGCGGAAUGCCAUUUACCACUCAAGAAACUUCUAGAUAACACUUCAAGUAGCCAACAAAGUAAAAAUGCUUUCUCGUUUGCUAAAGGAGCACCAAGCAAAGCAAAAUGAGCGAAAGGAACUUCAAGAAAGACGCAGACGUGAAGCAAUUACUGCCGCCACCUGCUUAACAGAAGCCCUGGUCGACCACCUCAAUGUGGGGGUGGCCCAGGCGUACGUGAACCAGCGGAAGCUGGACCAUGAGGUGAAGACGUUACAGGUGCAGGCCAGCCAGUUUUCCAAACAGACCGCUCAGUGGAUCAGUAUGGUGGAAGGAUUCAAUCAAGCCCUGAAGGAAAUUGGUGACGUGGAGAAUUGGGCUCGAAGUAUCGAGAUGGACAUGAGGACCAUUGCAACAGCACUGGAGUAUGUACACAAAGGACCUCUGACUUCAGCCUCAUAGUAGACAGAGUUGAACUGCUACUAGCUUUAGUAUCUAAUCACUCACUGUGAAGAAGUGAUCGCCAUGGAUACCAGGAGGCUGGUCCCAAACAUUCUGAUAAGCCAUCUAAAAGGAUUAAGUCUUCAGAGGUGACCAAGGCUUUAAGGCUUGUGUUCAUGAGUGACAUUAGUAGAUUUAACUCUGAGCAUCUAAUGCCUAUCUGCAAUGUUGUCAUGUUAACACAACUGGAAUUGUCAAGGUCUGUACCAAAUAUAUUAACUGAGUUUUCCAAACAUCUAACUUAUUUUCUGAUGGUGUAAAAAAUGGGCAACAACCUCAGAUAUGGUCAGUGUGAAUUUAGCAACAUUUUCAAAUGAUAAUGAUUAGCUGUUUACACAAAUGUUGGAGAACGAAUUAUACCUAAAUAUAAUUAAAGGCUAGUGCUUAUUGAAUAUGAUUUUAUCUUUUUGUCCAACAAGCAGCAGUUCAUAUUGGGAUUCUAAUCUCUCAAGUUAUUCAGCUCUAUUCCUAUAAUGAUGAACAGGACAUUGAACUGUGGAUUAGCCAUCUAGCUUGGCAUGGAACAAAAGAGGCCUGUUUGUUUAAUGGUGCAAUGUUUUAGUUGGUGCUGUGUUUUCAUUGGUAAAUGGAUAUUGGCUUGUGGUUAUUUGUAACAUUCUUAUGACAUUCUUAAUGGGACUUGCUGUUGCUCCAUUCUGAAUCCUUUUCAUUCAUCAGAUUUAUUUGGAUCAGUUGGAUUUUUUAGAUUUUUGUUUAACUGGAAAGGAUUUUCAAAGAUUCUUAGGAGUCAGGGCCAGGUUGCGGCGGUACAACAAUUGAAUCUCAUAUUUCCCCCUAUUAUUUAAUUCAUUGUAUUUCUUCCAAAUUCUAAUGAUCCAUUUCUUAAUAUCCUAUGUGAAACUACUAGCAUUUUCAUAGAAAAAAAUACAGAUUUCUCCUUUAUUCUGCCAAGUAAGCUUAUUCAGAACCAUUUUUCAUUCACAAUGAAGACAUGACCAAAAGCAUUGUAAUUGCAAGACAUAACUUAGUAACACAAUAAUUACAAUGUGCAAAGGAAUAGUCAAAAUACACCAUAGAAAGUGAUAUAAUAGAUGUGGUUAGGAUGUGUCCAUAAAUAUUGUCCUAAACCAAAUUUUUCCCAAUAAAUGCUUUUUCAUUUUGCCGAAGCAUGUAGUUUAUUAGGCUACAGAUGGAAGAUGAUCUUCACAAGAUGGUCAAAGUAGACUGUCAUUGUUCAUGCUGCUUACCAGUAAACUGUAUGUCGGGGCUCUUUGGUGAUAUGAUUGAGAAAUGGCUGCAGUUAAAUGUUUUUGCUCUUAUUUGUAAAAUGUGAUGUGAACUGAUUUUCUGCUUUUAUGACAAAAUGAUUGGUAAACAAUGCAAAUGUGAUGGAAGCCUAUUAACACAGUAUAGCCAGCUUUGCUAGAGGAAAGUAAGAUCAGGCCAAUGCAGUGUUUUUAUAUGUUAAAUUAGGUAGCUACCUAAUUUUAGGCAGUAAGCUUGGGUGCUUGACUGUCAAUUUAAGAUCAGAACACUCAGAUCAACCCUUUUCCUGUGCAUUUUCCUUAAGUACAUUCCAAUUGUGCCACACAGCAAAAUCAACGGACUAAUGUUCUCUGUAAAUGUUGUACAGUUCAAACUCAGUCUUCAGUAUACUGUUUUCAGUGAAUUUUAAUCCAACUGUACUGAUAUUAAAAUCUUUCCAAUGUGUUAAAAAUUCUCUGAUGGGGUGUUCAUUUCACUAAUGUUCAUACUGUAGUAUAUUGUUUGUGGUGUUUUUUUUUCUUUACACUUUUUUUUUUUUUCCACUUACACGUGGUGUAAAACUUGGAUAAAGCUGGAGCAAUGUAUAUUGUAGUGGUAUGAGUGGUUACAUACGAAGUCUCCGUCUGUCAUCUCAAAUUCUACAAUUUCCAGACACAGCUCUUCUUGGUGUAAAGGCUAAUUUAAUUUUUUAAUUAUUCUUUACUUCCUUUUGCUGUGGGUUGUAGUUACCAGAAAUAUUUCCCCUUUUAUUAAAUUCCUGUUUAUUUCA